AUGCAGGCUCGCUGCCUGCUGACCGGACCCGGCCUGCUGGGCGAGCUGCAACCUCGCCUCAACGCCUCGGGCAUUCACACGGCCCACGACUUCCACACGCGCACCACCCUUGACCUGGUAGAGUCCUUGGACGUGCCCUACCAUGUAGUCCAGCGCCUGCGGGAGCAGGUGGCGCAGCUUACCGCCCCACCCUUGGUAACGGCCAGCGCCAUGCUGCGCCAACAGGGCGACGCAGCGCACCCCCUGCCCACGCGUCUUCCCGACCUGGAUCGUGCUCUGCAUGGCGGCUUCCCAUGCGGCAGCGUUACCGAGAUCGUGGGGCCAGCGGGACUGGGAAAAACGCAGUUUUGCCUGGCGGCUGCGGCAGACAUCUGCUGCUCGCCCCCCAUCCUCGCUGGAGCCCAGGUCCUGUACAUCGACACAGAGCAGAAGUUCAGCUCUCUUCGCCUGGAGGAGAUUGCGCGGCAGCGUAGUCCAGAGGGCCGGCUAGCCCCCGGAGACAAGGAGCGGCUGCUGGAGUCGGUGCUGGUGCUGCGACCCCGCCAUUCCCACGAGCUCCUGGCCCGGCUGCAGGCCCUGGAGGCCAGCCCCCUCCCCCUCUCCCUCGUCCUCGUGGACAGCGUCGCCCAGCUGGCCCGCCUCGACCACGGCCCCGGGGUCAAGGGCGUCGUUGCCCGGCAGCAGCAGCUGGCGGCCGUCGCGGCGCGACUCAAGGCCCUGUCCCGGCGCCGCGGCAUCCCGAACCCUUGA
Molecule: messenger RNA, 750 nt
Organism: Auxenochlorella protothecoides
Lineage: Eukaryota; Viridiplantae; Chlorophyta; Trebouxiophyceae; Chlorellales; Chlorellaceae
Product: DNA repair protein RAD51-like protein 2
Exons: 6
Coding region: 1-750 (249 amino acids)
Biological process (GO): double-strand break repair via homologous recombination
Cellular component (GO): Rad51B-Rad51C-Rad51D-XRCC2 complex
Molecular function (GO): ATP binding; ATP-dependent DNA damage sensor activity; DNA binding
Source: RefSeq, a predicted model, not a curated record